GAACAGUGAGCAAAUGUCAGUUUAUUUCUUUAAUAAUAUUUAUAUUGUGAUUUAUAUGGCACUGAAACCGUUGAGGUCUUUUAUCUGAAUAUGUAAAAUGUGCCUCGCAGCAUUUCAACUUCACUGUUACGUAGAUCGCUCGUGUUUAUAGAAUUUUCACCUAAAUAAAAAUAAUGUCUUCAAUAUGUAGUAGAGACGGCCAUAAAUUUAUUCCAGUAGAAGUCGAAGAAACGAAUAUUUAUCCCGGGAUUUAUAAAAUACUAGAAGAAAUAAGACCUAAUUGGCGACCCGAUAAUAUUAAAUUUAAAAUUUUUACCGACGGAAUCACUAACAAAUUAGUAGCUUGUGAAAUAGAUAACAAUACAGAUGAAAGUGAAAACAUAGUUUUAGUGCGAAUUUACGGUAAUAAAACAGAUUUAUUGAUUGAUAGGACAGCAGAAGUACGGAAUAUAACAACACUUCACAAAUUGAAUUUAGCUCCUGAAAUAUAUGGAGUAUUCAAAAAUGGAUUAGCUUAUCAAUACUAUCCUGGAGUGACGUUGAACAUAGACUCUGUAAUUGAUGAGAAAAUAAGUGCUAUGGUGGCUAAACAAAUGGCAAAGAUGCACAAAGUUGAGUUGGAUAAAAAGAUUAAAAAAGAACCGAUGAUAUGGGAUAAAAUUGAGCAAUUUCUGGCCCUACUACCAGAACCUUUCUCAGACCCUGCGAAACAAACAAGAUUUGCAAAUAGUUUCGGAACAAUAACAAGACUAAGGAUAGAAUUUGAAAGACUAAAAUCGCACUUAAUAUCAACAGAGAGCCCAAUAGUGUUUGCUCACAAUGAUUUGCUUCUAGGAAACGUGAUCUACAAUGAAAAUAAUGGGACCGUGUCAUUUAUAGACUAUGAAUAUGCUGCCUAUAAUUAUCAAGCAUAUGAUAUUGCAAAUCAUUUCAACGAAUUUGUGGGUAUAUCCAUUGACGACAUUGACUAUUCAAGAUAUCCAAAUAAGGAGUUUCAAAUAUUUUGGAUACGAACAUAUUUGACAGAAUAUUUCGAGGAUCUAGAUCCUGAAACUUUAUCAUCUAAAACUGAAGAAGUUUAUACAGAGGUCCAACUGCUGUCUUUGGUGUCACAUUUUAUGUGGGGAAUUUGGUCCCUUGUCCAAUAUGAACAUUCCAGUAUCAAUUUUGACUUUGGCAGGUAUGCAGAAAUACGUCUGAAUAGAUAUAACGAGUUAAAAGACGCUAAGUUGAAAGCUUUUGUUUAAAAAAGUGCUGUGGUGUCGUUCCAAAAAGUACAAGCAAUUUUUAUGUAUCUCUUAUGUGUUUAAUUAUUAUUAUUAUGUUAUAAAUACUGUAAUAUUGUUUCAUAUGCCUAUUUAUUUAAUUAAUAAAACAGUAUACAUUGA
Molecule: messenger RNA, 1388 nt
Organism: Colias croceus (clouded yellow)
Lineage: Eukaryota; Metazoa; Arthropoda; Insecta; Lepidoptera; Pieridae
Gene: eas
Product: ethanolamine kinase
Exons: 7
Coding region: 174-1247 (357 amino acids)
Biological process (GO): phosphatidylethanolamine biosynthetic process
Cellular component (GO): cytoplasm
Molecular function (GO): ethanolamine kinase activity
Source: RefSeq, a predicted model, not a curated record